Molecule: messenger RNA, 540 nt
Organism: Neopelma chrysocephalum (saffron-crested tyrant-manakin)
Lineage: Eukaryota; Metazoa; Chordata; Aves; Passeriformes; Pipridae
Product: coagulation factor X-like
Exons: 4
Biological process (GO): proteolysis
Molecular function (GO): serine-type endopeptidase activity
Source: RefSeq, a predicted model, not a curated record
AUGAAAGGUCAACUCAGGAAUUGUGAGCGGUUCUGCAAAACUGAAGAUGAAGGAGUUAUAUGUUAAUGUGCUGCUGGCUAUGCCCAGGGCAAUGACAAAACCUGUGUAUCUGUAGUUGAUUCCCUGAAAGUGACGUGUUUCCCUGCAAACCCUGUUCCUCCAGUCCAGUUGAUAGAAGUCACAGGAAUCACAGCAAAUCAAGAUGCUCAUCCUGAAAAUGAGGAAACCACAGAGGCCCCAAGCAGCCAUCUGGAGGUCACCAGAGAGGCUGUCAGUUUACCCAGGAUGUCCCCGUGGCAGGUAAUUCUAGUAGAUGAGUAUGAUGAAUGGUUUUGCAGGGGGACAGUUCUGAAUGAGUAUUUUAUACUUUCUGGAGCUCAUUGCAUUAACCAGUCUAAAGACUUCUUGUUGGUAAGUACUUGUCACUUUUCCCUUUACUACAAAAAAAAAGAAGUGUCCUGUGUUCAUGUCUCCAUAUGCAAGAUGCUGAAUUCUGCCAGAGUUUUUCUUGCCCUCUUGUUAUUCCUUCCUGCUCCUUGA